This is a messenger RNA of Ictalurus furcatus (blue catfish), 2209 nucleotides long. RefSeq lists its product as uncharacterized. Lineage: Eukaryota; Metazoa; Chordata; Actinopteri; Siluriformes; Ictaluridae. The record is from RefSeq and is a predicted model, not a curated record. The coding region runs from base 597 to 1211 and encodes 204 amino acids. The transcript is spliced from 9 exons.
GAUAGAGAGGAGAGAGAGGGACACAGAAGUCCUUAGAAAUGCUCUGCAAACAAGUUGAAGGUGUGAAGUUCUGGCCAGGAGUACACAGUGCAACAUUAGUAUUGCCUUGAUAACAGACGUCUCCAUUACAGGAAUCCUCAAUAUCUUACAGCACUAGGAAUUACAACAUCAAGUUGUCUGGACUUUGAAAGGCCUGUUGUGCUGUUGGAGAUUUUUCUGGGUGAGCAUGGCGUGUUUUGUUUGAUUAAUUCAGAGUUUACUGUAAUACUUCAAUUGGUCCAUAAUAUAUUUAUUGCUGUUUAUUUCUACUAAAAUAUCUUAAAAUAAAAUAAAUCUUUCUCACAGAAUAUACGAUGCUGGUUGUAUUAUAGGUAAACCCAUAUUGUGCCAUAAAAUCUUCACCAAGGAUACCACAUGAAUCUGAAAGUGAAUGCUGUACCCAUGAGAAACAUUUUCCAGAAUCUGAGAGACAACACACCUGGGAGAAGUCACGCCACCAUGAGCACAGCUGUACCUUACACAAGAGGCUAUUGAAAGCUGAGGGGGAGAUUCAGGAUCUGAAAGCUCAGAUUGCCUAUCAAAGGGCAGCAUGGGAAAUGCGGUUCAUGGAGCUGCAGAAGAGACAGCAUGAUCUAAGAGCUCAAUUGUACUCUGAGAUUGUCACUAGGUCAGGUGCCUUGUACAAAGCAAGUGAUUCAACAGAAAUGAAUGAGAACUUCAGAGAGUCUGACUUGGAGAAUGGACACAAGGAGGAAAAGAAACGUGGCUGGUCCAGUGGCUUGAACAAAAUUCAUCAACUGGAUAUGAAAAUACUGCAUGAUGUGGCUUACUCAAACAGUCUGACAUGCAGUCAGGGCUCCUUUUGUGCUAAUACUGACUCCAGAUCAACAUCUGCCAUGUCUAUCAGCACAAGUCUGGGCUCAUGGAGAAGUGGCACUCGUCCCCAAAGAGCCUUUGUGCCCCAUUCCCCAGUGGACCUGCAGAUUGGCCACAGGGUUAGAGUUUUGCUUCCUACAGGCCGAAUUAGCACUGGAACCCUGCGCUAUCUGGGCCAACCACAUGGCUCAUCUGACUUUUAUUUGGGUGUGGAGCUGGAGCUGGCUGAGAAUGCAAACCAAGCAGGCACCUGUGAGGGGCAGUGCUACUUUGACUGCAAGCCUGGACAUGGUGCAUUUGUGGCAUUCAGCAAGCUACUACUGGCCUGGGAGUAGACAUAUCAAUUAGUUCUUUUUCACUCCUUCUAACUGCCAGGACCCCUGAGAGGCACCUUCUUGUGAGCAUACACGUACAUGCUCAGACAUUUCAACAAAGUCACAAAGUAAAGUAUGAUGCAGUAUUUGUAAUAAAUACUGCUGUCCUACAGCCAUUUCCCCAAUACUGUUUUUGGUUGACUGUGUUAUUUAAUGAGCCAUGCUGCAAGACUUGCACUUGUCUUGCCAGUGUUUAAACCCAGUGCAGAGUCUGACUCAAAUGUCAUACCCUAACAACUUGCCAAUGCUCCCAUGUUCACAAUGAAUAUUAAGCAUAGUGAGAAGCUGUGAAAGCAGACUGAGUUGCUUUCUAUGCAUAUAAACAACCAGGUGGCAGAUGUGGCUCAGCUUAAACUGUUCUGGAAAUGAAACCACGCAAUGCAGAAUCUCAUGUCCCUCAAAGAAGCCCUCCAUAAAACACAAUGACUGGAACUCCUUCCAUCUGAGGAGUGAGAGGCUGUUAUGUCUACAGCAACAUUUGGGAGGUUUUCCAGGCGACCCAGGAUCAUGUUAAAGUCUGGCCUCAGUAGUGCCUGAAAACAAGUUUGGAUCAGCUCCUGGCUCAGCUCCUCAGCUCCUAUCUGAUCCAAUAGAAUAUUAGCUAUUCUAUUGUUAGCAUUAGAAUCUGCAGAUAUUAGUCCCUAGGCAAGGACAGCUCCAAUUGAAAUCUUGCUCCUGGCAGUGGUACACUUAGGCCAGGACAUAGAGUCCACUAGCCUGGUUAAAGCACAAAUAUUAUUAGCACAGACUGUCUUGCUGGACACAUGUAAAAGUAUCCUGUAAAAUCAGCCUUGUGGGCCAGAAAUUGUCUUUGGACUUGCUGCAAAAAAGGCCCUGGAAAGAAGAAUGGAGGGUUUAGAAUCAUGAAACUAGCAUGGCAAAAUUGACAAACCACGAAGUGACUUUUUGUCACAUCAACCCAGUCCUGCAUUCCAAGAGCCACUAAGGUCAUUUUGAAU